Molecule: messenger RNA, 1550 nt
Organism: Cucurbitaria berberidis CBS 394.84
Lineage: Eukaryota; Fungi; Ascomycota; Dothideomycetes; Pleosporales; Cucurbitariaceae
Exons: 1
Coding region: 19-1353 (444 amino acids)
Source: RefSeq, a predicted model, not a curated record
CCUCACCAAUCUUGAAACAUGCUGCAACUCCCAGUCGAGCUCCGACGACAAUGCCUCGAUUAUCUCAAGGACGAUACGAAAGCUCUGAGGGCCGUUCGCCUCGCACAUAGUCAGCUCAGAUCACUAGCAACCGAGAUCCUCUUUCGUACGGCAACCCUCAAUCACACGGAUGAGAGCGCAGAGAAGUUGACAUGUCUCGUGCAAUCCCCACUACACUCCAUGGUUCGAUGCGUCGUCAUCAACACAUCAACUAAUCCUAAAAUCAUGGACGAAGACGACGAAGACGACGAUGAUGCUAAUAUUCUCAAGUCGUUUGGGAAGGCGAUCGCGAUCGUCUGCAUUUUGGAAAAUUUGGAAGAGGUGGUACUGAAUUUUGAAAGAGAAUGCACUGCCCCAGAAAGCGAUUCAUGUUGGGAUAACGACGUUAAGCAAGACGCCGAUUUCCGCAACGAAGUUUGGGGGCUCUUGCUGACGGCUGUGCGGCAAGUUGAGGUGAAGAGUCUGGUCAUCAAUAAUCUGCAAGACUAUAUGGACAAGGCCGUAUUUGAGUCGGAAGAUUUCAAAGCCGUGCGCGACCGUGUGACGCAGCUACAUUUGCGGAUAACGACGGAAAGCGAGGAAGCAUCACCCGCGUCUGACAUCGAUUUCCCAGCGCUUCAUGAGGGAUUCGGAAGGGAUCUUCCGAAUAUUUGGCUCCGGCCUUUGACAAACCAACUUACCCAUCUAACAUUGUACGGCAACGAUUAUUGGGGACUAUGGCCUUUUGUCGAUCUCCGCAAAGUACCGCCAUUUCCAUGCUUGAAGUCCCUGAGUUUAGGAAACUUUACUAUUGCACAUGACUGGCAGAUCGAUUGGAUCCUUGCGCAUGCCUCGACACUUCAAGAGCUCCUGUUGGACGAUUGCCCCAUCAUCGUCGCUCUCAGUUUUGAGCAGGAUGCAGCUCACACGAUCUUUCCCGAUCUGCCUCCCCUAAAAGACGUCUCCCCACACAUCACCAAUGAUCCUGAAAGCUACUUCAAAAUCGUUGAUCUCCGUUGGCACCACGUUCUCGACCGCUUUUGUGCUCACCUUCCGAAGCUCCAGCACUUUGCGAUAGGGAGUGGUGAUUGGAAUACGGAAAGGGCUUUUGAGGAGCGCUAUGAGCUCAUUACCAAAUCAUCGGGACUCGAUUACCUUGUAUUCGACUACGGUACUGGUCCAAGUUCGUGGCAGGGCCUAAACGAUGAAUGGUCUUUUUAUGUGGGAGGAACCGAGCAUUAUGAGUUCAAGUUUCUGCGGUACGAUGAGGAGGGUGAAAGAGCUUUGGCAAAUUUGUUAGAGGCUGUAAAGGUGAGAGCGAUCGCAAGGGCCUAGUAAAAUUGUGAGGACUUGAUAUAGCUCGAAGAUUGGGGUGGGUGCUGCGGUGGCAAACACUGUACAUGGACUGAGUGUGGCCGAGAGUCCUUAUUCACAUCGAACCAGAAAAGCUGUUAUUAUUAAGUUUUCCCUUGCUGAUAGUGAUAAUGUGGUCCGAAUGUUGGUAUAAGACUUUCCUGCGCGCGAUAUCUACA